CGUCCCUCGCCGCAGGUGCCGCCGCCGCGUCCCGGGGAGAGGAAGCGCCACGGGCCCGGCCGGCGGCCGCCCAGGCCGGGGAGGAGCCGCCGGAGAAGCGAUGCAGGAAGCCAUUGCCAUAACGGAGCAGCCAGUCUCUGUCUCUGUCCCGGUGGGAUAUUCCUUCGUGCUGCGGUGCCGGGCCCAGGGACACACCUCACUGCAGUACCAGUGGUUUUGCCAGUACCAGUCUGACUGCCGCCUGAUUCCUGGAGCAACCAAUGAAGACUUGCCCAUCAUUGCAGAGCAGACCCAGCUCUACACCUGCAGAGUCAAUGACCUCCACAGAAAUGUCAUCUUCUCCAACUGGGUGAAGGUAGAGGUCCAUCAGUGUGUUGCCAGAGGUCUGCCCCCUCGGCUGUGGCAAGGAGAACCGGUCAUUGUCCUCAACCCCAGUGAGCAAUGGGUGGAGCUGGGGCAGCCGCUGCAGCUGCAGUGUGCUGCCAUGGGGGUCCCAGCCCCCAGCUACCAGUGGUACCGCAAUGGGAACCUGCUGGAGCAGCAGAAGAGAAAAAAACUCUGGAUUGCCCACACCAAGGCCAGUGACUCUGGCACGUACCUCUGUUGUGCCUCCAACAGUCAUGGAGAGCAUUGGACCAACGCCGUGGAUGUUCACGUCGGUAUGUGUGGCUCUGGAAAGUUUUUUGCUACAGGCAAAAUAGCACUUUUGGUGGGCAACAACCGCUACCAGCAUCAUCCCAACCUCAUGGCUCCUGUGAGGGAUGUGUUUGAGCUGAGUCAUCUUCUGGAGCAUCUGGGCUUCCAGGUUGUCUCCCUGCUGGAUCUGAACAAGGCUGAGAUGGCGACAGCGGUCAGUCGCUUCCUGCAGCUCCUGGGGAAGGGAGUCUAUGCUAUAUUCUACUAUGCUGGGCACGGGUAUGAACAUCUGGGGAGGAACUACAUGGUCCCUGUUGAUGCUCCACAACCCUAUGCCCCUGAGAACUGCAUCAGCGUGCAGAGGAUCCUCCAGAAGAUGCAGCAGCAGCAGACGGCCCUGAACAUCAUCCUGCUGGACACCUGCAGGAAGUGGUACAACCCAGGGUGUGCCUUGUCCCAGGUGCAGCCGCUGGAGCCCUGGGGAAACACUGUCUAUGGCUAUUCCACGAGUGAAGAUGCAGAAGCCUAUGAAUUGCAGGAUGGGGAGUUCAGCUCAGGGAUCUUCAUGAAAUAUCUGAAGAAACACAUUCUGCAAGAGAAGAAGGUGACACACAUGCUGGAGGAUGUGUUAGAAGACAUUGGCCAUGAUCCCCUGGUCGCUGGCAAGCAGGUGAUGGAGAUCAAGCACACUCUGAAGGAAGCCCGGUCCCUGACUGACCCCAUCUGUCCCUCGGGAGAAGCCCCUGAGCCCUGGGGGCACAGCCAAGAGCUGCCCAGCAAAACAGUGACCUUCCCAUGUGGCGUGCGGGUGGAGCUCUGCUUCCUCCGGCUCUUCUCUAACCUGAUGUUUGUGUGUGCCAAGCCACAGCCACCCCUGGCCCACAUCACUGACCCCCAGCUCCUGCUCCACCAGCUCACUGAGAUGGGUGAUGUGGCCAUCCAGAGGGAGAGCUGUCUGGACCAUGUGGAGACUCUGCUUGCCUCUGUGUACCAGCGGGAGGAGCUGGACUGCAUCUUCCAGCUCUGUGCACUGCAGAAGAUUCAGACAGAUGUGGUCCUGCAGUUGGAUUUGCAUUACAUCCGGCCAGGCACAAAACAGAGGACUUGUGAAAGCCUGCAAACGACCCUCCAGCAGUCCCUGCUGAGGCAGUGUUUCAGCCAGGGGAGUGACUCACAGUCAGGCUCGCAGCGAGCUCCUGCCCGCGCAGGCAGCGCACGCCUGCAAGAUGCGCUGGCGCCGAGCACAGACCCCAAGGGCCAGGGAUCCCUGAGCACAGGCUCUGGCCACAGCUUGCCCAGCAGCAGCCCCUCCAACUUCAGCAGUGAGCCCGAGGAGAAUGACGAGAGCGACCUGGGCGAGCUCUGCUUGGCGCUGCUUCGGGCUGGCCCGGGGCAGGACGGGCCCUGAGCCUCAGCCUCGGGAGCUUCUCUUUUAACUGAGGCCUCAAUUUGAGAGCUAAAUCUGUCAGGAUCCAUCAGCCGCUUCCCAGCCUUGGCAUCGCCCUGUCUGAAUGAGACCAAGGCUGCUUUUUUGGAAAGGUUUCUCCUGUCUGCACCCUGUGGCGUGCAGGGCCUCACUUCCCCCUGGGAAUAUUCCCUGUCCCCUGGGAAUGUUGGGAUCCGCAGGGAUUUGUUGUGGUGUCUGGCAGAGGACACGGCCACCCACCAGCGUAACGCUGCCAGGCAAAGGUGCAGGCUGGUGUUUUCUGCCUGAAGACAAACGUUGCUGCGUUGGAUGUGGUGGGUAGCCCACAAACACUACAGACCCCUCUGGCUCAAAUCCCAGCCGUGACUGCUGGAUCUCACCAACCUGUGCAAAGGACACAGGGCUGGGGAGCCAGGUGAAAUAGUGUCGGCUCUCCACGGGGUUCCAGUGUGGCUUCCUUCCCACGCCUCUGUCAAAGCAGGUGUCAAGUUAUGCAUUUAUGUAUUUCUGAAGCAUGUAUUUAUAACUGGGAGGCUGGACAGUGGCUUGCCAGGAAAAGGAAGGUCAGAUGUUCCAUCCAGUGUGCGUUUACAUUGGAGGCUGGUGUUCCACUGGACCAGGAACAGCGUCCAGGCAGGUGCACUGACACCUGCCCCUUGCACCGUGGUACAGGGGCAUUAAAGGGUGUUCAGCCCUCUGCAGUCCUGAGUUCUUCUCAGGUGCAGCAUGUCCUUCAGGAGAGAUAGAAUGUACCAGGACUGAGAAAGGAUAACUUCAAGAAAGUUAUUAUUAGUGCAAAUUGUUUUGUCUGUGUGCCUGUCUGGGCUGUGUGCAACCUCAAGCACUAGGUGGAGAGCCAACUGUCCUGGUGAGCCCCGGGUGAAGAGAGCCCAAAGGACAGCCUGGGUGGGCUGGUGCCCCUCCCUGAUUGCUUCCCUAAUGCAUGUUUGAUAAAGGUAUUGCUCAGUGACCCUAGGGAAGUGUGGUGUCUCCUUCCUUGGAGGACAGUUCACUUUGGACUGCAGAAGAUGCCAAUGACCUGAUCUAAGCUGGCUGAGGGCUGGACCAGAGAACACUGGAGAUCCCUUCUGGCCGCUGUGGUCCUGUGGAGCAAAGAGGUUGGAGGGCAGAACUUCUUGAGAGGUCAAGGGUAGCAGGGUAGGGAGAAUGCCCAAGCUGUGACUUGCUUUAAAAGAGGGUUGGAGGCAGAAUUUUCUCAGUUUUGCUCUCCUUCAGCAGUGAAGAUACAUCCCCGUCUGUGGUGUCAGUUGCAGCACAGAAAAAUCUGAAAUGUUGCUUCCAGAUAAAGCAUUCUACAAGUGCUGGAAACCUGUCCAAAAAGAACAGAGGAGGCUUUUAUUAUUCUCACAGUGAGUAGCGCCAAGGGAAAGAAGAGGGGCCCCAGCUGGCUGCAGACUAGGAAGUCUCCUAGAAAAAAAAAAUAUAUAAAAAAUUCAGAGGAUGUAGUUUAACUAAGAUGGGCUGAUAGAGAAGCUAAACCAGAAAUUAAUAAACUGAUUUCAGGAAGGACCAAAGAUCAACCCAACAGCAGCAGGCACUGGGGACAGGUCAGUGGGAAUGGCUUAGCUGGCAUUUGGGAGGAGCUGGGGCUCUCAUUGGCUCUGUGGGGAUUAUUCACACCUUCCUGUGCUGUUGAGGCAUGGCUUUUUCCUGGCUCACAUUAUCAUGCCAAGUGUCAUGUAAUGUGAAUGUUUAUCUCAUUCAAAGCAAGGCUGUUUAUUUUUUCUGAAUAAAACACUAUUGGUGUUUUUAGUGCAGAAAGUUUCACAUGACUCUGAGUUAACUGUGUUUAUUUUCCCUCUAAUUGCCAGGGUGUAACUUGAUAUUGAUCUGCUGGGGUUUCAUGCUUCCAGCUUGAGCUUCUAGGCUCUUCUAGGUGAGCAUUGUUUCUUUUUUUAGGUUACUGAAAAUACUGAAGUUUGUGUUUAGAAGGCAGAUCAAGUGACUAGAUAGGAUGCAAUGAUGGUGAAAUGUGUAGAUGAAAAAGUCCUCAUUCAUUGUGAUUUGUCCAUCAGCUUUGUAAGUGUGGCUUGGUGGUCUCCUGUCUUGGUGCCAACCACAGCACUUGUCCCUGUUGUCAGUUCUUCUGCUCCUCCAAGGAGACCCUGCAGCCAAGUCCAGGAGAACCACCACAUUCCCAUGGUGGUUUAUUCCCUGAGAUGAUGAUUUGUCAUGUCUGGGAACUUGCUGAAUUGCAAAGGUGGACUUUGUGUCCCAGGCCUCAGCUGGAGUCAUUGUAAGGGGGGAUGGAAGUAUGGAUCCUUCAUCUCCGCCUUUUCACGUGAAAUCCAAACUCCCUCAUGGUGGUUAAACUGUUUAGUGCCAGUAAAUUUUCCUGGAAAUCUAUGUUUCCAUCUCCCAGCAUCCAGGACAGACAAGACAUCCCAAGAUUGCCAUGUGUCUCUUAGCCACAUCCUUUCCAAUCUGCACCUUGGGCUCCACAGCCCACUGGGCCACCUGCAAGUGUGGGAAGGGAGGAGCAGAAAAAGUGGGAUCAAGACAUCAGCUCCAGUUUACAUUCUCUUUCUGCCUCCUUAUCUUCCACACCAUUGCCCUCCACUUCCUCUGUUUCUGGGUCAGUCUGUGCCCAGAGGCUACAAACAGUACUUAGAAUCAUUUCUGUAGGUAGUACAGGUGUUUUCCUUCACCCAGGUCUUUAAAAAGCACCAAGUGAACUGAAGCUUUAAAACAAUGAAUGACAAAAAUAGCAGUACCUAAAUAUUCAAUAAUUUUAUUUUUAGACGGAUGCCCUUCUUUUCCUCUCUGCUAGGGCAGAUGUGUUGAAAAGAAGGACCUUGGACAACAGCCUGAUAUGUUCUGCUGCAGAAUUCAUUUGGGAUGCAGUUCUCAGCUCAUUUGCUGAGGUUUGGCAGUUCCUGACAAAAAAAGGCAAGUGUACCCAAAAGGAUUGAGAAAACAAGGCAGUGAAAAUCAGAGCAAUCAGGGAAUCUUGGAAAUCAUUUCAGUCUGUUACUGGAAAACCCUGGGCCCAAGUGUAGUCAAGAGGUGUGUUAUAUGAGCGCUGGCAGAUCCACCCAGCCUGGCACCCUUCUGUUGGCAGCAGAUUCCUAAAGGUUUGUUUUCAGUUGGCAUUUUUGUGAUCAAAGGAAGGAAAAGGUGGAUUUGUCUCACAUCAGCCACAUGCCAGCCUCAACCAAAAGAAGAAACACAAGACAAAUCCUUCAUUUCAGGAGUCAUUUCUGGGGGGGAAAAAAUUCAGUGUGGGGCAAUGUUGAGUAAUUUCAUUUACCAGCUGACUUAACUCUUUCUAUCUUUUUGGAACAAAUCCUCUCCCUCACAGGAGUAAAUCUGAAUUUACUCUUCAGAAACUGGUAGGUUCUCCUUAUUUUCCCUGUUAAGAGGUUUUUCAUGAUAUACAGAACCUGCCAGAUCAUUUCCUACUCCACAUUACAGGGCAGAGUGUAGGGUCCUGUUGAUGGAAUAUGCUUGCAGUGUAAUAAAACAUAUAGAGGGACAUGCAGGGAAAUUGCAGGAUUCAACAAUAUAGUUUUGGUCUUUCCCUAGUUUUUGGAAGUAGCUUCUCAUACAGGCAGGAGAGAUCCCAAAGGCAUUCAGGGGCUGUUCACUCCCAGGGAAGGAAGGAGCUUCCCAAAGGGCAGGUUCUCGUGUUCUCUAGAAGUUAAUGCUUCCUUUUGUGUGGACAAGGAGUGAAGAGGAUGAUCUUGUGAGCUGAUAUGAUACAGGAAUCACCUGUUUUCUGAAAUGCUGAGGGUUGCUGUCAUUAGCUGAGGAUCACUGGAAGUCAACUUGCUCUGAGCACAACAGGACCAUCCACAAGGCAGUAACAGGAGACACAGGCUCAGUAGUUGUGAAGAGGGAACUGUUAAAUGCAGGUGCUGCUCUCACAGCCAGUGAGUCACAGACAGCCUUUAUCCAUCAUGUUUUGCACAUGGAGACAUCCACAGCUCUGCUCUCCUCUCUCCCAGUGCUGGCAACUGUCCUGCUUCCAGCAAAACAUUGAAUCAAGUCCCUCCCAAGCAUCACUGUGGUUGUGCUACCAGAAUACUCCCAGAAGAGUGCUUGUGUUCUGAGCGAUUCUGAGCACCAAACUGGGAGUUUCAGGACUGUUUCAGUGAAAUAUCCCUGCUCCCCGUCCAAGGAGCAAACAAGGACAUUGGUUCAGCUUAGCUGGUUUCAAAACUUACAAAACUGAACUCAUGGCAGGGCAAGAGAAUAAGGGAAAAGUGGUAAAACAGUCCAUUUGAAAAUGUCAGAUGGCUCAGAUUCAGUUCUUCCAGGCCUCCCCAUCAGGUGGAUGAUUCAGGAAUGAAACCAGGAGCACAGUUAGAAACAAAAGGGGUGAGUGAAGCCAUCCCCUGUCAAGCUAAUAAACCCAAGAUGACUCAUAAGGAGAUUCACACUGCCGACCUUCAUUCGGGCACCUCUGCAGAGACCUGGGGCACCUCUUCGGAAAACAGAGGCAGGAGCAGGUCUGGUGUCAUGGUGAAGCUUGCAGACCACGAUUUUCUUGUUAAUGGUGAGAAACUAUUGAUAGCACAGACCUUUCAUGUUGUCCCAGAGUUCUGUCCUCUAUCACAGAUUAUUUCAAUGACUGCUUUGCCAUUGUUACUAAUCUCUUGAAACUAGGUCUGUAACAUCAUGUGACAGUGAAGAGAAAAACACAUCCUCAAAAAAAGGCUCCUUGAAGUGCUUGAAAUUUCUUAUCUUCACAGUUUGGAUAACCUUUUUCAUAACAAGCAACAAUUUCAGAUAUUGGUCAUAUCACCCCCUCAAAGAGAUAGAAGACACACUUUGAAAUUACAGACCAGACUUCGUGCGCAGAAGAACUGACACGGUGUCACACAGUAAGGAAGAACUAAUGUCUCUUUGAUAAAUCUGUCUUCCCUAAGUUGGGUUUUCUUGCCACAGUGUCAGGAAUAGUUGACGAGACAGACGUGUUAUUAAGUGGUAAAAAUAAACAGAUGGAAGAGACAAGUGAGAGAUUUCAGCUAUGACUUUCCAGAAUGUUUCAGCAGAGAAUAACCUCCUCAAUUCCAUUCCCUACCAGAGAUGAAAGGCAGUAGUUACUCAAGGACUGCAUGGUUGGAGCAAUGGGGCGCCCACAGGUCCCUGGUUCCCACCUGCCCUCAGGGCAUGUGAGAUGGGGCAGUUUGGGGUCCCAGAGAGGGGUGCUGGUCCUGACCUGCUGCUCCUCCAGACUCAAAGUCACCACUGUGGAGAGCGUUGGUGCCUGACCACAUGAGCACUGACUGCCUUGGGUCCUCCUAGGAACUGGAACCUAUUUUUGAGACCAAACCCCUAUAUCAUCCCUCUUCUUUCACUCUCCCUCUCUCUUCCACAGAAGAGGGGUCUCACUCCUUCCCUCUGUGGAGGAUGCUGCAGUUUGGCCAAGGCUGUGCUCCUGACAACGGAAAGGGCAGAGCACAGGCAGGCUGAGGAUACAGCCACUGCAAGAGAUCCUCACUCUGACAGAAGGACAUUGAGAGGCUGGAGUAUAUCCAGAGCUGGGAGCAGAGCUGGGGAAGGGGCUGGAGCACCAGGAGCAGCUGAGGGAGCUGGGGGGGCUUAGCCUAGAGAAAAGAAGGCUCAGAGGGACCUUCUUGUGCUCCAUGACUCCCUGACAGGAGGGUGCAGCCAGGUGAGGGUUGAGCACUGCUCUCAUGAUACAAGGGAUAGGAUGAGAGGAAACUGACUCAAGUUGUACCAGGGGAAGUUCAGAUUGGAUACUGGGGAAAAGUUCUUCACAGAAAAGGUGGUCAGGCAUUGGCACAGGUUGCCCAGGGCAGUGGUGGAGUCACCAUCCCUGGAAGUGUUCAAAAAAACAUGUGGGUGUGGCACUUGAGGACAUGCUUUUGUGGUGGUCCUGGCAGCUGGACUCAAUGACCUUAGAGGGCUUCUCCAACCUUAAUAGUUCCAUGUCCUAUGAUUCUAUGUUUCAUGCUCUGGGAAUGCAACGGUAGAGCACCAGCUCCUGCAAAUGUGACACUGAAAUAGGGUCAAGUGGCAGUGUUGUAAGUGUUGGGGAGCUGACCUUGGUGUCUGGGGCCCUCACCACAGCAAGGCACAACACAAAAUCCCAUUUUCUGAAGAGCUGAUGGUCAAGGGAUGUUGUUCCCAGACCUGGCUCAUGCCCAGGCUAUUGGUCAUUGCUGGAAGAACAGAGGGUGGCUUCUGCUGUGUCACUGCAGCCACCUAUCAGCCUGCCUGCUUUAUCCUUCUGUGUCAUUUCAUAUCAAUUAUAAAAUAUUAAACCAGAUAAAUACCUCUAACCUUUCUGGAUGAUAAGAUAUCGUUCAGCCUCCUAAAAUGCCUUGUUUUCGCUGGAAAAUGCUAAUGGGAUUAUAUAAAGGUUAUUUCAGCCUCCUUUCAAUUCUGGAGACGUGGCAAAACAAUCACGAUGCCCUUUGUUUAUGCCUUUUUAAUGACUGCUUUUACCUUCAGGUAUUUGAGUCUUCUGCAUCUUUUCAGGUGAUCCUUUGAGAAAUCCUCGGACUGCUUUUUUUGUGGAAACUUCCUGAGGAAUGUAAAUGUGCCUGUGAUUUUAGAGGUCUGGAGGAGAGCUGGGGUGGUGGAGCACUCUGGCAGUCUGGCAAAUGUUUGAUGUGCUUGUUUAGAUGUCCUUGUGUAUUUUGCAGUGCUAGGGUCAGGAGCUGCACCCACAGGUCCUGCAUUGUGUCUGUGCAGCAGUGCUUGCAGCAGUGAGCACCAGUGCACCCCUGGGGCACUGCUCGUGCCCUUCCCUCGAGGCCCCUGCCCAUGAGCCUGUGCCAGGCUGCACUCAGGAGAAGCUCAGUUCCCUGGAUCAUGGAUGCCUUUCACUGUUGUGGUUUGACACUGGCCAAUUGCCAGACACCCGUGAAAGUCGUUCACUUUUCUUGUUACAGAGAGUUGGGCAGAUGACAGGGAAAGAAAAUUUAAAAAGGGCUCAAGAGUUGAGAUAAGGACUGGCAGAAAAAACACUCUAAAGUCAAAACAGGUUCAAAUUUAAAGGUAUAAAAUAAAUUUAUUAUGAGCAAUCAGAGGAGGAUAAUGAGAUGUAAAAUAAGCUUUUGAAACACCUUUUCUCCUCCCAGCCCCUCCCUCUUUCCCACCAACAAAACAGGGAGACAAGGUGUGGGAGUUUUGGUCAGUUUGCUACUUGAGAUCUUUUGUUAGCUCAGGGAGAGGAGUCUUGUCUCUGUUAUGCCGUGGGGCUCCUCCCAUGGGCAGUCAGUCUUCCCAAGACUGCUGUGGCAAGGGUCACUUGACCACAGGGUGCAGUCCUCUAAGGCCAGGCUGCUUUAGUUUGGAAGCAAGGGCCCUCUAUCUUUGGAAGUAGAGGCCUUCUCUCUUUCUUUGGGCUUCUCACUAGAUCACAGCUUUCUCUGGCAUCCACCUGCCCUGGUGUGAGCACUUUUCCCACAGGCUGUGAGUGGAUCUCUGCAUCCCCUGUGGAUUUUAUGCAUUACAGGGACAGUUUGUUUUAACAUGGCCUGCAGAGGAAUCUUGGCUCCAACGUUCAAAGCACCUCCCCUUCCUUUUUCCCACUGACCUUGGUGCUGCCAUGUUGCUUUCCCUCACUUCCUCUUCUUCUCUGACUACAAGAAAAACUUGCUUGUAGGUACCAUUGCCAACAAGUUCCACCAAUUCAAAGCUUCUUGCAGGAUUUCGCAGCGUUGAGAGGUCGAUCGCAUUUGGGUUCGUGUUGGGGAGUCACUCCCCGCGUUUUUGCUGCCAGCCAUGUGGCCCUGCCACCAUUACACUGCCACUGUUUAAUGCCUCUCUUGAUGCAGGGCACCGGGAGGAGAAGCCACUGCUGCUGGCCCUGCCCUUGUGCCCGAGGUGCAGCUGCCCAGGGGUGGCCAGUCAGGCAAAGCUCGCCACAAGCUGCACAGAAAUGGCAGCGGCCAUGGCACGUCACUGCACCCAGCAGGGAUGUCUCGCCACCCUGGAAAAAAACUGUGUGCACUGCUUUGAUUUUCUUCUUAAAUAUGUCAUCACAGAGGAAUUACCAGCCUCUCUAAUUGGCCCAGUAGCAUGUCAGUCUUCAGAGCCAUCAGAGACUGGCUCCAUUGGACACAUUCCUAUGGUGGAAGCUUCUAGCAGCCUCUCACAGAAGCCACCCUAAUGGCCCUCCCCCACUACCAGAAACCGGGCUGUGCCAAAUCAACACACACUCCAUGACAAAAAGUCCCUGUUUAAUGCUCAUCCACUGCCAUGAUUUAGCAUCAGCCCAGUCAGCCCAUCUCAACUCCUCCUGUAGGACAUUCAGAAGCACAUCACACCCCUCCAGCAUAUCAGCAAACUCCAGUGGCUUCCUUCAGGCCACUUCAGUGGCUGUAACAGAAAGACUGUCCCAGGCACACAAGGUCCCUGUGUCAUGGGCAGAAGUGCAGAAGCUCUUUCUGAGGUCCUUGUGUGAUGUGUGUCCUUCUCAAGGAACAUGACAUGCAGCAGCAGGACCAGAGGAAAUGGCCUCAAGUUGCUCCAGGGGAGGUUUAGGUUGGACAUUAGGAGACAUUUCUUCACUGGACAUUCUAUGAUAUGGCAAGGUGCUCCAGGAGAAGAUGACAAAUGCUACCUGCCAAAGAGCCUAUUUCUUUUAUUACCUGUUUCCUUCCUACCUCAACUUACUUACCUACCUGGAGGCUAUAAUUUUUUCUUGUGUAUCUCAUUGUAAU
Parus major (Great Tit) is the source of this 10725-nucleotide messenger RNA. Its product is annotated as mucosa-associated lymphoid tissue lymphoma translocation protein 1 homolog. Gene Ontology annotation, molecular function: cysteine-type endopeptidase activity. NCBI's taxonomy places the organism in Eukaryota, Metazoa, Chordata, Aves, Passeriformes, Paridae. The coding region runs from base 101 to 2044 and encodes 647 amino acids. Gene Ontology annotation, biological process: proteolysis. The record is from RefSeq and is a predicted model, not a curated record. The transcript is spliced from 14 exons.